AUGUCGUCACGACACAGUGCCCCGCCCCCAGAGACCGCGUCAUCCUCCCCUUUCCACCAUUUUGGGAGCGAGAUUUCUGAGACGAGUAAAUCGCACAACCCAGCACCAGGAGCCGCCGCCAUCAUCGGCACAGCACCAGGAGCCGCCGCCAUCAUCGGCACAGCACCAGGAACCGCCGCCAUCCCCGGCACAGCACCAGGAGCCGCCGCCAUCCCCGGCACAGCACCAGGAGCCGCCACCAUCCCCGGCACAGCACCAGGAGCCGCCGCCAUCCCCGGCACAGCACCAGGAGCCGCCGCCAUCCCCGGCACAGCACCAGGAGCCGCCGCCAUCCCCGGCACAGCACCAGGAGCCGCCGCCAUCCCCGGCACAGCACCAGGAGCCGCCGCCAUCCCCGGCACAGCACCAGGAGCCGCCACCAUCUCCGGCACAGGAAUGUGCUCUCUGCACAUCUAGACGGGAUGUUAUCAACUGUCUUUUGGAGGAAAACAGAAAGCUGAAGGAGGAGCUUGAAGAGUACAGGAUGACUGAGAACUUUCUGAGUGGAGAUGAUAGCAGAGUGAAGUAUUACACAGGACUUCCCAACUAUGUAAUGUUUCAGACACUACUACUCAGUCUCAUGCCAUAUCUGCCUCAAGGUAAUUUGAAGAAGCUCUCCCCCUUCCAGCUUGUCCUGAUGACUCUAAUGCGCCUUAGACUAGGGCUGCCAAUACAGCUCCUCGGCCGUCUGUUUCAGGUGCACAGGACAACAGCCAGUGAAGCCUUUCACCAUACUCUUAGUGUGAUGUACUCACGGCUGUCUCCAUUGGUGUACUGGCCAAGCAGAGAAAGUUUAUUGACUAGUAUGCCACACCAAUUUGUGGAAUCGUUUGGAAAACAUGUGGCUGCAAUUGUGGACUGUUUUGAGGUUUUUAUUGAAAAACCCUCAAAUGUACUUGCAAGGGCACAGACUUUUUCUCAGUAUAAACAUGCAUACACAAUGAAAUAUCUAAUUGUGAUUACACCCCAGGGUGUCAUUUCUUUCAUAUCUGAAGGAUGGGGUGGGCGCGCUAGUGACAAACAUAUAACAGAGGAAAGUGGUUUCCUCAACAAACUGUUGCCAGGUGACAUUGUGCUGGCAGAUAGGGGAUUUAAUAUCAGGGAAAGUGUGGGUAUGAUGUGUGCUGAGGUUAAGAUACCUACUUUCACAAGGGGUCGUGCACAGCUGGAGGCAAAAGAUGUGGAGGAGACUAGGGCCAUAGCACAUCUCAGGAUUCAUGUGGAGAGGGUGAUUGGUGUUGUGCGGAACAAAUUUAAAUUCCUACACUCAACUGUACCUGUGAACAUGCUUCUUAAAUGUGAAGGUGAAAACGUAAUGGCAUUGGACAAGAUUGUCACUGUUUGCUGUGCCUUGACAAAUAUGUGCAAAAGUGUUGUCUGAAUGCAGACUUUGUUAUGUUUAAAAUAAAGUGUUAUCUAAUCUACUGUGAAAUUACUGUAAAUUUGAAAUAAAUUCUUUAAACACUU
Messenger RNA from Paramisgurnus dabryanus, 1506 nucleotides. The record is from RefSeq and is a predicted model, not a curated record. Lineage: Eukaryota; Metazoa; Chordata; Actinopteri; Cypriniformes; Cobitidae.